This is a messenger RNA of Heterotrigona itama, 839 nucleotides long. The record is from the annotation of a GenBank genome assembly. Lineage: Eukaryota; Metazoa; Arthropoda; Insecta; Hymenoptera; Apidae.
AUGGCUGGCGACAACGACGGCAGAAAUAGCGACAUAGCUCUGUUUUUGUGUCGAGCUCGUGACGCAAUACCGAUCUAAUACGCGAUACUUGGACAGGAUGGACGAGUUACGAAAGCCUGGUGCUGUCUUGUCGAACCUUGCGGACCUCAGAUUGCCUAACGAAACGAAACGAACUCGAUCCUUCGCGAUCCUGUGUACAUACUGUAUGAUUGAAUCUUAGUUUCUAGUAGAUCCACUUUCGAUUCUGCUAAUGCCCAGUUUACCUGAACAAGGCUUAAUUUCAGCGAAUCUUGCGUUUAAACUGAAUUUAAACGCGUUUAUCUACGAGUCUUGUUGUAGAUUUAUUUAGAUAGGCGAUCGCUUUUAUUCCUCCCUUUUAGUUUAGUCGAUUCAAACACGCAGUACACGGUGAAGAUAAUUACCACAAACAAUAUAUUCUUAACAAUAUUGUGAACAUUUCUCAGCUCGCUUGACGCGAAUUUGCAAGAUUUGAAAAAUAGAAACGUCCAGCUAAAAAGCCUUUGGUGAAUACUGAUAUUUGUAGAAAAUCACGUCGUCAUUGUAUUUCAUGCGACAUUACAUUCAAAUGUCGCUGAAAAAGCAAAUCAUUUCAUAAAUUCCUCGGUUUGGUAAGUGAGCAUCUAGCCACAACAGAUUUUGAACGCUAUUGUUAUCGCGGAUAUGUUGAAGCGGUUGAAGUACAAAUUGCCACGCAAAAGCUGAAAACUUUGAAGUGGUGCUCAUUGCGCGUGCAAGGUGCCGACGAGCAGGCAAUCGAAGCUGAUCCAGCCAGCGUGGAACGAGAACGUAAUUCCAAACUCAAUUCGAACGAGCUUUAG